AUGGAUCGCGACCCAGACACUGGAAGCAUCAACAUGAAUCAAAGACACUCCAUCGUUCAGGAACUAGCUCGGCAGUAUACGAAACAGUCCGCGAUCUCUGUCGGCGAUUCAUCCUCUAUCUUUGCCAGCACCGACCCCGACUCCCCCCUGAACCCUCGUGGUGACAAGUUCAACGCACGAACUUGGGCCAAGACAGUCGCCAAAGCAGCUGGCGACCGAGGCCAAGGCUUUCGUCGUGUUGGACUGUGUUUCCAAAACGUCAAUGCCUUUGGAUAUGGCACACCGACUGACUUUCAAAAGGAUGUGGGCAAUGUCUGGUUGGCGUUGCCGGCCAUGACGCGCCGCCUGUUCUCCAAGACAGCUGGCCAAACCCGCAUUGACAUUCUUCGACAAUUCGACGGUCUUAUUCGUCCUGGGGAGAUGUGUGUUGUCUUAGGACCGCCUGGUUCAGGUUGCUCGACGUUUCUCAAGACCAUUUCAGGCGAGACCAAUGGCAUUUACAUCAACAAAGAGAAUGCCUACUUCAACUACCAGGGUAUUCCAGCUGACGAGAUGCACACCGCGCACCGAGGUGAUGCAAUAUACACUGCCGAGGUCGAUGUGCACUUUCCGCAGAUGACGGUUGGCGAGACUUUGACUUUUGCUUCUCGUGCUCGCUGUCCAAGGGAUCUACCCGAGGGCGUGACUCGCAACCAAUACUGCGAACACUAUAGAGAUGUAGUUAUGGCUAUGUACGGCAUCAGCCACACUAUCAACACCAAGGUUGGAAACGACUUUGAGAGAGGCGUGUCUGGAGGCGAACGCAAGCGAGUCACCAUCGCCGAGGCGACUCUUUCGAACGCGCCUUUCCAAUGCUGGGACAAUUCAACCCGCGGUCUCGACUCUGGCAAUGCUAUCGAGUUCUGCAAGACCCUGCGCCUCCAGUCAGAGCUCUUUGGCCAAACCUGCGCCGUCUCGAUUUACCAAGCCCCGCAAAGCGCCUACGACCUUUUCGACAAAGCGACUGUCCUAUAUGAAGGGAGGCAGAUCUACUUUGGCCCAGCAUCCAAGGCCAAGGAAUAUUUCGUCAACCUCGGAUUCGAAUGCCCAGCUCGUCAGACCACUCCCGACUUUCUCACUUCCAUGACAUCGCCGACGGAACGCAUUCCUCGCGCCGAAUGUAAUCCACCACGAACACCCGAUGAGUUUGCAGCAGCUUGGAAGGCAAGCCAAGAGUACAAAGCUUUGCAAGUAGAGAUCGAAGAAUACAAGACCCAGCACCCUCUCAACGGACCCGACGCCGAGACUUACAGACAACUCAAAAAGUCAGCUCAAUCCAAGGGUCAACGUCUCAACUCGCCAUACAUCUUAACCUACUCUCAACAAGUCCAGCUCUGUCUCUGGCGCGGAUUCAAGAGACUCAUCGCGGAUCCUUGGAUGACUGUCGGAAUGCUCAUUGCAAACCUGGUCCUCGGCCUUAUCGUCUCUUCUUUGUUUUACAACAUGCAAAUGGACACCGGUUCAUUCUUUACUCGCGGUUGCGUCCUUUUUGUGUCUAUUCUCUUCAACGCUUUCGCUUCGGCCCUCGAGAUCAUGACGCUCUAUGACCAGCGACCCAUUGUGGAAAAGCAUUCUCGGUAUGCAUUUUAUCAUCCGUCCGCUGAGGCAUAUGCUUCUGUUCUCGUCGAUCUCCCAUAUAAGGUCCUCAACGCGAUUGUCUUCAACCUGGUCUUUUACUUCAUGACCAACCUCCGUCGAGAGCCUGGUCCUUUCUUUUUCUACCUGUUUGUGGUAUUUCUCAUCGUCAUGGCCAUGUCUGGCGUCUUCAGAUCAAUCGCCUCCAUGUCACGCACCGUGUACGAAGCCGAGAUUCCUUCUGCAGUUCUACUCAUUGCCCUGAUUGUCUUUACCGGCUUUGUCAUCCCCGUCGAUUACAUGCUCGACUGGUGUCGAUGGAUCAACUACCUGAAUCCUGUGGCCUACGGCUUCGAGUCGCUUAUGGUCAACGAGUUCCAUAACCGAGACUUCAAGUGUUCGAGUUACAUCCCAGACUACGCCGAUGCCCACUCAAGCUCUGUGGCAUGUAACGCUAUUGGUGCCAUCCCAGGCCAGGCCUAUGUCAACGGAGACGCCUACAUCAACUCGGCAUACAGCUACUAUCACGCCCACAAGUGGAGAAACGUCGGUGUUGUGAUUGCCAUGAUCAUCUUCAAUCACGCCGUCUACUUUAUCGCCACCGAGUAUAUCACGGCCAAGAAGUCCAAGGGCGAAGUCCUCGUUUUCCGCAAAGGCUUUAUCCCGCCAAGCUCCGUCAAUGCCAGCAACGACAUCGAAAAGUCGACUUCUAAUUUUCUAACUGUCGUGAGAAAGCCCGACAACAACACCCUCAACACCAAGGGAGCCUUCCAAGGUUCGGUCAGCGUCUUCCACUGGAACAACGUCUGCUACGACAUAAAGGUCAAGAAGCAGCCUCGUCGCAUUUUGGAUCACGUGGAUGGUUGGGUCAAACCCGGCACGCUCACGGCCUUGAUGGGAGUUUCAGGCGCGGGAAAAACUUCGUUGUUGGAUUGCUUGGCUGAUCGAGUUGGUACGGGUGUUAUCACCGGGGAGAUGCUGGUGGACGGAAAGAUGCGUGACCAUAGCUUUCAGCGCAAGACGGGCUAUGUUCAGCAGCAAGAUUUGCAUCUUGAGACCAGUACCGUUCGAGAGGCCUUGGAAUUCUCUGCUCUCCUCCGUCAACCGGCCAGCACGCCUAAGAAGGAGAAGCUAGCGUACGUGGACGAAGUGAUCCGCCUCCUCGACAUGGAAGAGUAUGCCGAUGCGGUUGUCGGCGUUUUGGGCGAAGGUCUCAACGUCGAGCAACGCAAGCGUUUAACCAUUGGCGUUGAACUUGCCGCGAAGCCGCCUCUCCUUCUCUUCGUCGACGAGCCAACAUCAGGUCUCGACUCACAGACCAGCUGGGCUGUCUUGGAUCUGCUCGAGAAGCUAUCAAAAGCCGGUCAGAGCAUCCUCUGCACGAUUCAUCAACCUUCUGCUAUCCUGUUUCAGCGAUUUGAUCGUCUUCUCUUUCUUUCCAAGAACGGCCGCACUGUUUACUUUGGCGACAUUGGUGACCACUCCAAGAUCCUCACCGACUACUUUGAGCGAAACGGCGCCCCGGCUUGUCACCCCGGAGAGAACCCAGCUGAAUGGAUGCUCGAAGUCACUGGAGAUGCCCCAGGAAGUCAAUCCGACACUGACUGGCACCAAAUCUGGCGCUCCAGCCCAGAGUAUCAAGCCGUUCAGGACGAAUUAGCUCGCCUGCGGUCUCUCGGCGCUGAACAAUCAUCCAACGACGCUCACGACCCUGCCUCUUAUAUCGAAUUCGCUGCACCUCUCUCGGACCAAUUCUUCAUCGUCAUCCGCCGCGUUUUCCAACAAUACUGGCGCACGCCGACCUACAUCUACUCAAAGUUCAUCCUCUGCAUCUCCGUCAGCUUGUUCAUUGGCCUCGUGUUCCUCAACGCCCCUCUCACAAUCCAAGGUCUUCAAAACCAGAUGUUUGCUCUUUUUGAGUUCUGCAGCAUCCUGGGACAACUAGUGCAGCAACAGCUACCGCAUUUCGUUACGCAACGAAACCUCUAUGAGGUCCGUGAACGUCCUUCAAAGACGUAUUCUUGGAAGAUCUUCAUGUUCAGUCAGAUCAUUGUCGAAAUCCCCUGGAAUAUUCUGGCUUCCGUCUUUAUGUGGGCGUUCAUUUACUUUCCGGUUGGAAUGUAUAAGAACGCCGACGUAGCCGGCCAAAGCCCAGAGAGAGGUGCCUUGUCUUGGCUUCUCUUCCUCCAAUUUCUUUUGUUCACCUGUACAUUUGCCAACAUGUGCAUUUCCUUUACUGAUUCGGCUGAAGGCGGAGGCAGUGCUGCGAACCUGCUCUUCAUGCUUGUCUUCUUCUUCUGUGGCGUCUUGGCCUCACCUACCUCGAUGCCUGGUUUCUGGAUUUUCCUCUAUAGAGUCUCGCCUCUGAAUUAUUGGAUCUCGGCCGUCUUGUCCACCGGAAUCGCCAACGUGGACAUUACAUGCGCAGCCAACGAGUAUACCACCAUCAUCCCACCUGCGAACCAGACUUGUGGCGACUAUAUGGCCAAGUACAUGUCAACCAUGGGAGGUUACUUGUUGGAUCCAGAAGCUACAAGCGAUUGCAAGUACUGUAAGAUGAAGGAGACCAACAGCUACUUGGCAGGCAUCAGCUCUCACUACGAUGAGAGAUGGCGCAAUUUCGGCAUUGGCUGGGCUUACAUUGUUUUCAACGUCAUUGCUGCCUUGGUUCUAUACUAUUUGGUUCGAAUGCCCAAGAGGAACAAGAAGCUCUAG
Messenger RNA from Fusarium vanettenii 77-13-4, 4329 nucleotides. RefSeq lists its product as uncharacterized. The record is from RefSeq and is a predicted model, not a curated record. Gene Ontology annotation, biological process: transmembrane transport. Gene Ontology annotation, molecular function: ATP hydrolysis activity; ABC-type transporter activity; ATP binding. Bases 1 to 4329 code for a protein of 1442 amino acids. Gene Ontology annotation, cellular component: membrane. Lineage: Eukaryota; Fungi; Ascomycota; Sordariomycetes; Hypocreales; Nectriaceae. The transcript is spliced from 6 exons.